Messenger RNA from Durusdinium trenchii, 702 nucleotides. The record is from the annotation of a GenBank genome assembly. Lineage: Eukaryota; Dinophyceae; Suessiales; Symbiodiniaceae.
AUGGCUGCGCACAUGAAAGCAGUGGAAGAAGCAGAGGCAGCUGGAUCAGGUGAUCGUGGCGCAUGGAAGUGGAAGAUACGUCAGAGGAUCUGGGAUUACAUGGAGGAGAAUGACAUUGCUGCAAACCCGCGACCAGUGCACCACCGCAUCCCAAACUUUGUGAAUGCGGAGUUGACUGCUAAGCAGGUGGCAGCGCUACCUGAGUUCCAGAGCGCCAAGUGGGUGAAGGUCAACCCAGAUCGUCCUCAAUCAGAGGUCCGUGCAACAGUGCUCCGUUCUGGGAAAAUGCUGUUGGUGCCGCAGCCAAGGCUUCGCACAGGGUUCUUCAGCGUGUUGGACCCAGCAAAGAUCCCGAUGGAUAAAUAUGGAUAUGCUUGUACACAGGCAGGCGUUGUGGCAUUUGGCGAGCCCAUUGAUCUGGAUGCGAAGCUCAAGGUUGAUAUGGUCAUCAUUGGAUCGGUCGCAGUCAAUCCUGCGAAUGGAGCUAGAAUAGGGAAGGGAGAAGGCUUUGCAGAGCUAGAGUAUGGGAUGCUUCGGCUAAUGGGGGCCAUUGAUGACACCACACCCGUGGCGUGGAAGAAGAACAUUUCACGUCGUUUUGUUCCAUAUGUUAUUUGUGUUCCAAGUGCAAAUGGGGGAGUUGAGGUGGUGAGCUGCAUCCACGAUUGCCAGCUCGUAGAUGAUAUUCCUUCUGCGCCGUAG